Messenger RNA from Oncorhynchus keta (chum salmon), 2537 nucleotides. Its product is annotated as UBA-like domain-containing protein 1. NCBI's taxonomy places the organism in Eukaryota, Metazoa, Chordata, Actinopteri, Salmoniformes, Salmonidae. The transcript has 4 exons. Gene Ontology annotation, molecular function: protein binding. Bases 181 to 681 code for a protein of 166 amino acids. The record is from RefSeq and is a predicted model, not a curated record.
GUGUCACUCAAGGGGGCGCUACUUACGCUACUGAUCAGCGCUCUUACAGUAAAUAUUUGUGUUUGCUCAACCGGUUGUAAUGGUGGAUGACUGAGACAGAAAAGAGAGGACUAAACCCACGAAAACGAAGUCCAGACACAACACUACGAGCGGUGAGUAGGAAUAAAGCAUCGUCGCAAAAUGGAGGAACUCAAACACCAAGUAAUGAUAAACCAGUUCGUCUUGACAGCAGGUUGUGCGGCAGAUCAGGCGAAGCAGCUUUUGCAAGCGGCACAUUGGCAAUUUGAGACUGCCCUCAGUGCCUUUUUUCAAGAAACGAAUAUUCCAUACGGUCACCAUCAUCAGAUGAUGUGCACCCCAGCCAACACACCGGCCACCCCGCCCAACUUCCCUGAUGCCCUCACCAUGUUCUCCCGGCUGAAGGCCUCAGAGAGCUUCACCUCCAGCAGCCCCAUGGCCUCCAUGGCCACCUCUCCCCCUCCUCCACACGGUUGCUGGGGCGUGCCCCCACUCCCCAUGCCCAUGAGUGGCCCACAGGGUCAGGGACUCUGGACUCAGGGGCAGCCCCCUUCGCAGCCCCCCUCCAACCCCGCAGUCUGGCCCACGGGGGUCACCGUUAACCCCCACCAGCACCCAGCCACCGAACAGAAGGCGAGUGUGGCCAUGGAGGCCGAGAGAUGAGGGGCCAGGACUAGACGGCCCUGGGGUGGGGGAGGGGGGAGGGGGUAGAGGAGACGGAUGAGAAGAGGAAAGUGAAGGUGUGUCUCUUUCCAAUUGAGGAUGGUAGGGUGGAGAUAGAGACAGCUACACAAACCAAGAAAAACCAAGCAAGUACUAAACGUGGACAAUUCAAGAAGUGGAAACAAUGCAAAUAAGAAAUCAAACUUUUUUUUAAGACGCGCACACACUUAGUAAUACGAAAGAGAGCAACUGAAAUCUUUGUUUAGAAAUAAAUAUUCUCAGUAAAUGAAUAGAUAAGAGAAAUGUAUGGAACAAAACAUCUUCAAGUCCAAGGAUUAUACUUCUGAUGUUUUCUGAGACAAGGGAUCUGGCAGUACAGUGUUUAUACUCUACUAGGAACAUGUUAUAAAGAGUGUGUGCACUGCAUGGAGAGAGGGGAUCUGGCAGUACAGUGUUUAUACUCUACUAGGAACAUGUUAUAAAGAGUGAGUGCACUGCAUGGAGAGAGGGGAUCUGGCAGUACAGUGUUUAUACUCUACUAGGAACAUGUUAUAAAGAGUGUGUGCACUGCAUGGAGAGAGGGGAUCUGGCAGUACAGUGUUUAUACUCUACUAGGAACAUGUUAUAAAGAGUGUGUGUACUGCAUGGAGAGAGGGGAUCUGGCAGUACAGUGUUUAUACUCUACUCAUCACGAACGUGUUUGUGUGCAGUGUGUUACCAUCUCACACAAACACACACGCACAGCAGAGCAGAAGAAACAGCGACCUAGUUUUCAUUACCCAUCGUAAGGUGGGACUCUUCUUACCUCACCUAGUCGUCACCUGACUUCUUUCAGCCUAUCAGGGAUUCUCAACUGUUUGACAACACAGAACUUUUUUUUUAAAACCAAUUGUGAUUUUUCAGCUCUGGUAUUUGCUCAUGUUGACGAUGAUAUUGUUCACUGCUAUAGCUUUUCUUUCCAACGAGGGGUGAUGCUUUGCUAUUAGCCUGGUCUGGAAGAUAGAACUGUCCACUGCAAGGUUUCUGCAGAUUUGGGUAUUAUAUAAAAAUCAUGGUUUGAUAUAUUAUAGUUUAAUAUGUUUUUUUUCUUGGAGGGUGGGAUUUGGGAGUGGGCGGGGUUUCUCUAGGUUGUGUUUGGGAAGAGCUGAUCGGUGAGGGAAAAAAAAUAUUUACAGAAAAAACAGACUACUAUACUAUUUGUAAAGCAGAACUUGCCACUUUGCAUGAUGUGCUCAUAAUGUAUACUGUUUUUUUGUAGCAAACGUACAUGAAACCGAGAUGUGUUUCUGGCUGUGGGGGUAGGGGAUACUACAUUUGAACCUUUAUUUUACUAGGCACGUCAGUUAAGAACAAAUUCUUAUUCACAAUGACGGUCUACAUGGUGUUUUCCAUUCCCUCUGGCGUAUCAUUUGUAUUGCAGCAUUAUACAACUGGGCAUCCCGUGCACUGUGAUCCUGCCUUUAGCAGGCUAUGAAAGGCAUUGAUUCAAGGCAAUAUUCACAUGCAGGGUCGGCCCCAUUCAGUUCUGUUGUCAUCGGGUUAUUUAAAUUGAAUAAAGUAUAUAAAAUAAAACCUAGCUAGAAAUAUAUAUAUAUAUUUUUUUUAGGAAGAAAUAAAUUAACUAGGAAUAACUUCUUUGGACAAUAUAAUAAUGAUGAGUAAACCAUCUUUAAAUUGACUAAAAUAAUGUUUCAGUUCAUCCCUUAUCCACCAUUUUGUUUGAAUCCGGGCGUCUCGGGAUGGUUUCCCCCUGUAUGACUGUAUUGAUAUACCAUUUCCACAAUAUUUGUGGACUACCUGAUAAUUAACUUAUCAUUUUUUGUGUUCCUAAAUAAAUAUUGUAUGUUGACCUUCAA